Molecule: messenger RNA, 1377 nt
Organism: Venturia canescens
Lineage: Eukaryota; Metazoa; Arthropoda; Insecta; Hymenoptera; Ichneumonidae
Gene: Sras
Product: Ras converting CAAX endopeptidase Sras
Exons: 6
Coding region: 11-883 (290 amino acids)
Biological process (GO): CAAX-box protein processing
Cellular component (GO): endoplasmic reticulum membrane
Molecular function (GO): metalloendopeptidase activity
Source: RefSeq, a predicted model, not a curated record
UAAUGGAGCUAUGGAGACUGCCGUUACGAGAGAUGAUUCUGUAUGCUUAUCAGCGAUUCUCACGUGUCUCGUACUCUCGAUCGUUUACGUCGCGAGCCUUUACGUGUGGAAUUCACCGCACCCCAGAGAACAUUCCAGUACGAUAAAAAAACGAUUUUUCAGCGUUUUCAUCAUGACUCUAGUCUCACCUGCAUCCCUUUACUUUGGCAUGAGCGAACAAGUGUUUCAAAAAGCUACUAUAUGGGAAUUGAUGGGUCUGCGAUGGCCAGGAUUCAUUCAAGCAGCCUUUGUGUCACUGUCUCUCACCAUGAUUCUAUUUUUGGGACCUCUUAGCGUACAAGCUGUCAACGGACUGUGGCGACUAUACACCGAGCCCAUGUACUGGGUGGAAAGCGCCAAAACUCUUAUUUGGUGGAGAAAUCAAGUAGUUGCUCCACUCUCAGAAGAAUGGACAUUCAGGGCUUGUAUGCUGCCAUUGCUUUUGCAAUGUUUUAAUCCAACUACUGCCAUUUUUAUAUGCCCAUUGUUUUUUGGGGUUGCUCACUUUCAUCACGUUGUGGAAAGAACGAGAUUGGGCAUGGAUUUCAAAGCAGCUUUAAUAGUAUCGUGUUUUCAUGUCAGCUAUACAACGUUGUUCGGAGCAUACGCUGCGUUUUUAUUCGCAAAAACUGGGCACUUUGUUGCGCCAUUCGCAGCUCACUCUUUUUGCAACCACAUGGGAUCACCCGAUCUCUUGGAGGUCAUUGACUGCAAAGAUCCCCUGAAGAGGGCCGGUUUACUUUGCUUAUUCGUAAUUGGCCUCGUAGCCUGGUGUUUUCUAUUAAAUCCAUUGACGAAUCCCGCCUGGUUCAGCAAUAACUUGUUUUGGCAUAAACAUUUUUAAUGAAUCAAUCGAAUGCGGAAGUUCGAGUUAUUAGAUUGAAAUAAUUGAUAUCACCAUAGUGCCUCAAUGAAUUUUUAUUCAUUACUCGAUCUUGUCAAAUACCUUAUUAGUACAGUAUGCGUGCGUGAGGGUGUGUUGUGUGUUCGAGUGAAAAAGCGAAGUAUCUUUGACGCCAAAUAAUAAAACCCGGAUACCGCCGGAAAUCUUUUCAAGUACUUACCGACAUUUUUACAUUGAAUAUUCCCGAAAAACUUACGAUUAGUGAUGAAAGUAUGAAAAAUUCUCGUUUUCCAUCAAUUAAAUACGAGUAUAAAAUGAAAAAAAACGCACACGCAUCAAUGCGAUCCGGGUGAUGAAAUUUGAAACCUAUCAAAAUGACUUGGCCAUGAAAAUUGAUGGCAUCGAAUAUUAAUCAAAAUUUUCCAUUUUUUCAUUCGAAGUGCUCGUUCGCAGUUGCCAUUUUAAUAUAAAAAAAAAAAAAAAACAGUAUCAAA